GGGAAUUUUAAUUUGUUGUAAACAGUUCGCUUCAAUCCCUUUUGAAAGUCACAUCGCUUUUUACAUACGUUGUCGAGCACUUGUGGAGCCAAAAUGAGCAUCUUUGAAAUAGCCGAUAAAGUGGCCAUUAUUACAGGCGGAGCGUCCGGAUUGGGACUGAAAUAUGCUUUGGAAUUGUUGAAAAAAAACGCCAAGGCCGUUGUCCUAGCCGAUAUAUCUCCGGAGCUUGGAAGCAAAGCUUUGCAACAAAUUGAAAAGGAAUUUGGCAAAAAUAAGGCUAUUUUUAUAAAAACAGAUGUCACGAGCUAUGCACAAUUUGAAGCUGUGUUUAAGGAGACAAUAAAAACGUUUAAAAAUGUGGACAUUUUAAUAAACAAUGCUGGAAUAAUGGAUGAUUCAGUGUGGGAAAAGGAAAUUGCCAUAAAUGUGAAUGGUACAAUAAUUGGAAUUCUUCUGGGAUUGGAAAACUACAUACAAAGAUACAAAUCCGGAAGCGAAGGGCUCAUUCUGAAUGUAUCGUCUAUUGCCGGAAUAGCGCCAUUCGCAUUUGUGCCAAUUUACGCUGGAACUAAGUUUGCUGUUUACGGUCUAACUAUAUCAUGGGGUUUACCAGCUCAUUACGAAAGAACCAAAGUUAGAGUGGUAGGCGUGUGUCCAGGAUCGACAGUUACGCCGUUAAUAACGGACCUACCAAACAGAAAUUUGGGGCCUGCCUACGAGAAACUAAGACCGAUAGAAUGCGGCUUGGUGGUAAAUCAAGGCCCUGAGGAAGCGGCUGUUCAAGUAAUGUCGGUUAUUGAAAGAGCUCCUUCGGGAACCAUGUGGGUGGUUGAAGGAGGCAAAGCACCCUUCAAGUUUCAAUUACCCGACCGAUUGGUAGGACCGAAAACAUUUCUUCCGUAACAACCUUUACAGGAUAUAAUGUUUACAAUCACAUUUAUUGUACGUUUCAUUAAUAAACUGGGGUUUGCUUCAGAUUUUUAACUUGUAAUGUAGAAUUGUGACGUGAAUUAAACUGUAAUGCUGUUUA
Messenger RNA from Dendroctonus ponderosae (mountain pine beetle), 1030 nucleotides. RefSeq names its product 15-hydroxyprostaglandin dehydrogenase [NAD(+)]. Gene Ontology annotation, molecular function: oxidoreductase activity, acting on the CH-OH group of donors, NAD or NADP as acceptor. Bases 94 to 903 code for a protein of 269 amino acids. Gene Ontology annotation, cellular component: cytoplasm. NCBI's taxonomy places the organism in Eukaryota, Metazoa, Arthropoda, Insecta, Coleoptera, Curculionidae. The transcript is spliced from 5 exons. The record is from RefSeq and is a predicted model, not a curated record.